AUGUGUGGAAUUGCCCCAAAUGAACUUUGUAAAUGGUCAGAAGCAUUACCUGGCCAAUUUGGAUUUACAAAACAAUUAGUUUUUCGUGUUGCUUUACCUCAUAUAACUUUACUUUGUUUAUCUAUUUUUUAUGUUGUUAUUGGCUCUUUUAUUUUAAUUACUUUAAAUGAUAAUAGUUCAGAAAAUGAAAUUUUUGAAAUUAAAAAGCAAUUUGUGGACGAAACAUUAAAGAAAUUAGUUGAAAUUCUUCCUUAUAAAAAUAAUAGUUCAAAACAAAACGAAAUAAUUAAAAUAUUUUUUGGUUAUUUUUAUGAAGAGAGGAAGGAUCCUUUUAAAUCAUUUAUUUUAAAUGUUUAUGAAAUUAAUGAGAGAAAUGUAUGUUAUGGUGUAAAUGCACCAAGCAGUUUAGGUCAACGUAUAUUUUGUAUAUUUUAUUUAAUUUUUGGAAUUCCCCUUUAUUUGGUUACUUUAGCAGAUUUGGCAAAAUUUUGUACAGAAGGAAUUAACAGACUUUACACAGAAUGUGUUAAAUUUCGUUAUUAUUUACUUGGAUGGUAUCGGCACAGAAAAAGAAGAAUUCAUGCAAAUAGCGGAAUUGAAUAUAUUGCCGUUGGAACUAGAGGAAGAAGAAGACUUUCUUCUCGUAAACUUUCUGGUCAAUUAGUUAGAAAUGAAGAAGAAAUGGCUGAAUUUCUUUGGAAAAAUUUAGAAAAAACACAUUUUGUUGAAGUUCCCUUUUUCCUUGUUUAUAUUUUACUUUUGGCUUAUAUUAUUGGCUCUGCACAAUUUGUAGCUUAUCUCGAAGAUUGGACAUUCUUUGAUUCGCUUUAUUUUAUUAUGAUGAGUGUAAUGACUAUUGGCUUUGGAGAUUUAGUACCAAAAAAUAUAAAAUUUAUUUUGCCAAUACUUUUUAUUAUUUUAAUUGGAUUAAUUGUUGCUACAACUUUUAUUGAUAUGGUAGGGGCUUAUUAUAUUGAUAGACUUCACUUUUUUGGUAGAAGAAUGGAUUUAGAGGUACUUAAGUUUGAGAGAAUAUAUGGGGAAAUUAAUUUUAUUUUAUGA
Meloidogyne enterolobii is the source of this 1062-nucleotide messenger RNA. NCBI's taxonomy places the organism in Eukaryota, Metazoa, Nematoda, Chromadorea, Rhabditida, Meloidogynidae. The record is from the annotation of a GenBank genome assembly.